Triticum aestivum (bread wheat) is the source of this 2285-nucleotide messenger RNA. RefSeq names its product ubiquitin carboxyl-terminal hydrolase 2-like. Gene Ontology annotation, cellular component: cytosol; nucleus. The record is from RefSeq and is a predicted model, not a curated record. Gene Ontology annotation, molecular function: cysteine-type deubiquitinase activity. NCBI's taxonomy places the organism in Eukaryota, Viridiplantae, Streptophyta, Magnoliopsida, Poales, Poaceae. Bases 603 to 1838 code for a protein of 411 amino acids. The transcript has 2 exons. Gene Ontology annotation, biological process: protein deubiquitination.
UUUCUCUGAAAACAAGCAAAUGGUACUUUUUGGAAUGGGACUUCAUUACUAGCUAAGCAGAGAACUGUUAUGGACGUUUUACACAUGGAUAAAAGAAAUAGCAGGAAAAUCUUUUUGGGUGGCUACAUAAAAUCCGACAGGAUGUUUCAGCAGUCUUAACAUGGCAAAGGUGUUCACCGUAGCGUAGUAGUUCAAACUGAAACUGCCAUGGGAAGACCAGGGUCCUUACCAUCAUACAGUAGGUGUUACUCCAAAUGGUUGGUCAACUUAAGUGUGUUUGGAUACCGUCGGAAAAAAAUAAACAGCUUAAAGUGUGCACAAUUGUUAUGAUGGUAAUUGUUAUGGACGUUUUACACAUGGAUAGAAGAAAUAGCAGGAUAACCUUUGGGGUGGCUACAUAAAAUCCGACAGGAUGUUUCAGCAGUCUUAACAUGGCAAAGGUGUUCACCGUAGUGUAGUAAUUCAAACUGCCAUGGGAAGCCCAGGGUCUUUAGUCCUUACCAUCAUACAGUUGGUGUUACUCCAAAUGGUUGGUUAACUUAAGCGUGUUUGGAUACUGUCGAAAAAGAUAAACAGCUUAAAGUGUGGACAAUAAAGAUUCUAUGCAAAGGAUGAGUGAGGGCUUCUGGUUGCAUGGUCUUGCUAAUACUAAGCCCUGUAUGUUUGAAUCUGCAGAUUCUAGCGAAGUGAAGGAUGUUGUACACGGUCAUAUGCAGACUCGGAAGAAUGAUGUCCCACAAGAGAUCAAUGGGGUGCCAAUAGAAAUUUUGGAUUUCAUUCCUGACUUAUUUGAUGACACUGAAGGAAUGGAGGAAGCAACAAUAGAUUCUCGUAAUCCAGAAGAUAAGGAGACGACUUACUCAGUAAAAGUUACUACCAAAGAAAAGGAGGAAGCUCAGAGCAGUGAUAUUGUUCAUGAUGAGGCCGGACAUAUGAACUCUCUUGUGUCGAUUGAGGACUGCCUGGAACUGUUUGCGCGUCGAGUGAAGGAACGUUGUGAGAACUGUUCCAAGGUUGCUGAACAGAUCAUGGCAAGCACCAAUAUAAAUACGACUGUUGAUGGAGAUCAGACUGAGCUGUCAGACAGGAAAACAUGCCCAAGUGAGCGAUCUAGUGACUGUAAUAGCUUGUCCGUAGAAUCUCCAAGUAGGCAACCAUAUCGUUCAGAUGUACAUCAUCAAGUUAUACUCUCUGGAAACAUAACUACUGAAGCAAUUACUUCAGGGACGAGCUGUGGUGAAAAGGACUCCGCCUCUUGCAGCACAGCCAGUGAAAAAGCUGAAAUUGAUCAAGGUGUACAAGAAGCUGGGCUUCCAGCUGAUAAACAGACUGACCUGCUCAGUGCCCAGGAUAGUCCGGAUACCAGCACUCAAAAUCAGGGUUGUGCGAAGCAGGCAAUGCUGGAUGAUCAUAUUGCCCAACAAAUGGAGGAAAACCAAAAUGAGCAGAAAGAUGUCAACAGUUGUGCAAUUCAAACACAGUUGAUUAACAAGCUACCAGCUGUAUUAAUCAUUCCAUUCAAGAGAUACAGCAAUGAUCUUUCUAAACUGAGAGUGCAUGUGAGCUUUAAGGAGAUUCUUCAUCUUGGACCAUUCAUGGACCCCAGUUCUGAGGACAAAGAUAACUGCAGCUACCGUCUAGUUGGUGUCAUUGAGCACGAAGGGCAUCAAAUAAAUAGAGGGCACUACAUUGCUUAUGUGCGGGGGGCGGGUCACAACCAUCAGAGCAGUGGUUCUUCCUCGUGGGUUCGUGCAAGCGAUCUCGACAUCAAGGAAGUCUCCCUAGAAAAAGUUCUCAGCCGCGAGGCUUCCAUGCUUUUCUACGAGAGGAUGAACUGAUGCAUGUCCGGCAUUCUACCCAACUAAGCAAUUAGAAAGGCGCUGACAAAAGAAGCAGAAAGGUGAGAUUAGCAAGCAUUGUUUAGAUGGCCAAGUGUACCGUGCUGCUUACAUAGAGUCUGUCUUCAAGUCCAAUUUUGUUGAUUUUGGCGGGCUGGGUCAUUGCAGUUGCAGGAUUUUGCAUUGGUUGCAACUUGUAGCGUGGUCAGCUGGAGAGAACCAUUUUUCUCUGUCCAUGAAAGUAUAGUCAUUCUUGUCGGAACGACAUGGGAUAGGUUCGACAGUGAAUAUUUUUUGUUAGAAACGAGAUUGAAUACACGUAGGAAGACACUGGAUAUUUUUUGCAUUCUGCAAUUAAAUACACGUCUGAAAAUAAGCAAGUAGGGUUCUGAACUUGUUUUUUCUGUAUCGGGAGCAUGCUCUGAGAACUUGCUGCCUUUUACUGAA